This is a messenger RNA of Physella acuta, 2925 nucleotides long. RefSeq names its product nuclear RNA export factor 1. The record is from RefSeq and is a predicted model, not a curated record. NCBI's taxonomy places the organism in Eukaryota, Metazoa, Mollusca, Gastropoda, Physidae. Gene Ontology annotation, molecular function: RNA binding; protein binding. Gene Ontology annotation, cellular component: nucleus; cytoplasm. Gene Ontology annotation, biological process: poly(A)+ mRNA export from nucleus.
UUAUCCCAGAAAUAAAGACAAUUUUUUCUGUUAUUGCGGGCCGUGAUGGUUCUAGAUCAUUUCGAGGUGAUCACGAUGACAGAUGGGGCAACAGUUAUUCAAAUAAAUCAAGGGGUCAACGGGGACAAAGGAAUGGUCGACGUGGUAGCUUCAGAAAUUUUAAUCCUGGCUCUUCUAGGUAUAGGAACAGACCAGAUAACUCAAAUGUUGAUGAAGAUGGAGAUGUGGCCAUGGGCGGAGACACUAGUGGUGGCAGCAGAACACAGAGAUACAAUCCAUAUGGUGGCCAUAGAUCAAGGGGAAGCAAUCAGGGCAGAGGAGGAAGAAACAGAGGAGGAAGACAGAAUCAAGUGCAGAAAAGUGAUAAAUGGUUUAGAAUAAUGGUUCCCUUUGGAGCAUCUAUGACUAAAGAAGAAUUGUUCAGCUUGAUCAAUUCUGAAAUAAAAGGUCCAUUUGAACCAAUCAAGUAUUCUACGGAUGAAAAGAGGUCAUAUUUUUAUCUUAAAGGCGUAGACAUGGCUGAAAGUUUGAAACUUAUUAGUCGACGAAUUACAAAGCCAGAUGGUCAUAAAUUAAUUUUCCAUGUGUCCCCAUCACCUCCUCCUGCUGAAUCAACUAUUGAUGAGGCAAUUGUUGAAAAACUAAAGUUCCGGAUGAGCGAACGUUAUGAUCCGUCCUCUCAGGUGUUAAACUUGAGUGACUUUUCUAAUGAUGACUCACUCAGCAAAGAAAGCAUUUUCCUGCCCCUGAAUCGAGUCUCCACAAUGUCUGCAGUCACUAAAAUUAUAGGGGAACACAUACCAGAGUUAAGUGGACUUGACGUCAGCAAUAACAAACUGCUGUCAUUGAGUCACAUGGCAGACCUAGUCAAGGCUGCUCCUAAUGUGGAAUUGUUGAAUCUUGGACACAACCAACUGCGAUCUAUUGAUGAACUUGAAAAGCUCAAAGGCUGGGUCAAUAUAGUUGAGCUUACUUUGAAUGGCAAUGAUUUUUGUAGCAGUUAUUCUAAUCCUGGACUGUACAUCAGAGCUGUGCGCAAAACUUUCCCAAAGGUGGUCAAACUGGAUGGAACAGUGUACCCGCCACCCAUUACAUUUGACCUAGACACAAACCUGUCUUUACCAGUAUCCAAGGGCAGCUACUUGUUGAAUGAUGAGGUGCAGACUCUGGUGGUGACAUUCAUCAAAGAGUUUUACUCCAUCUAUGACUCGGACAGAAGAAGAGAGCUCAUGCCUGCCUACCAUGAAAAGGCCCAAUUUUCUUACUCUGUUGUCAAAAACCCUCUUUUAGAAAGACAAGUUGGGCUCACUAAUUACCUUGAUGACAGUCGCAAUUUAAAGAUAAUUGGCCAUUAUGAUGCAGAAAAGCUUUCUAAGAAAAUUAAAACAGGCAGUCUCACUGUUAUUUCCUGCCUGGAAAAUUUACCAAAAACAACACAUGAUAUAAACUCAUUUAAAGUGGAUGUUUGCAGAGCUAUACCAACCAUGUUGUGUUUUAUUCUGCAAGGAGUGUUUAAAGAAAAUGAAUCACGUUCAGACAAGCCUGUCCUUCGGUCAUUUAGUAGGACAUUCAUUACUGUUCCAUCUGGCCCAGGAAUGGUUAUUAUCAACGACAUGCUGUCUAUUUCUAAUGCAAGUCUUGAGCAGACAAGAAAUGCCUUUAAAGGAGCAGCUCCAACACCAUCUUCAAGUCCUGUUUCCAGCAGCCAGCUGCCUGCUGCUUCUUUAUCCACCAGCCAGUUACCUGGUGCACCCAUUGUCCAACUACCUACUAGAUCCUUGUCUGCAGGCCAGCUGCCAUCUCAACCACCAGUUUUUCUCAGCACAGAACAGCAACAAAUGGUGGAAAAUUUUUGCAUUCAAUCAAAAAUGAAUCAUCAGUUUUCUCUAAUAUGUUUACAAGAUAAUGGCUGGGAUUAUCAAAGGGCUGCACAAAACUUCAAUGAUUUACAUAACCAAGGCAAAAUUCCUGCGGAGGCUUUUGUCAAAUUAGAGAGUAAUAUUUGAUGGUGAAACUAUCAUGCUCAGACAAGUGGUGUUGAGAAAUGAGCUGGAUUCAAUAUUUUAUGGUUACUCUUGCUGUCUUGGUCUAUCCAGUUGUUUGCCUGUCCUGCCCUCCAUGAAGCUGACAUGGAGAGUACUAAGGGAGCUCCUAAAUAAGGGGCACUACCAGCUGCUUUGUUUCAGUACGCCUGUACAAAGCUGCUCCAAAUGUACAUUGGUCAGUCUGGAAGAUUGAUUUUACUCUAUUUUAAUGAAUGGCUGUCAAUGCAAAUGAAGUGGGAAAUGGGAUUUGAUUGUAUUGUCUAUAAAUAGUCGCCACAAACCUUUGUCACAGCAAUGUUGUUGACAACAUACACAUGACAGAAAUAUCUUGACAAUAUAACACACAUGGCAGAAAUAUCUUGACAACAUAACACACAUGGCAGAAAUAUCUUGACAACAUACACAUUACUCAUAUAGAAGCAAAACUUUUUAAGUGACAACUAGAAAAUGAGAGUAAUUACUUUUGGCAAAAUUAAUAAGACUUAGUCUAAAAAUCACCCGACAUCUUUAUUUUUUCAGUAUUACAUUUUUUCAUGGACAUUUGAGCAGUUUCAAUCUUUAAUCAAAUUGUCAAUCUCUACCCAUUUUUAAUGCAAAUGAAACUUACCUUGAUUGAAAUCUGAUUCUUACUUAUACAUUCAGCUUGAUCUGUGUGUUCAUUUGUUUUUUAAUGAAAUCUUUUUUUUCAUUUCAUUUUCUUUUAAAAUUUUUCUUAAAAUGUAAGAGAAAGUCAUUUUUGUACAUUUUGGCAAAAAUAUUGUCCAUAUUAAUAUAAGUAAAAAUAUUUUGUACAUAGUUUUUUUUCCAAUUUUACAUAAUUGCAAUGUAGAAUUAAAAGUAUAUGCAAAUUAUUUCAAUGCCAAGUUGAAUUAAACAUAUG